UAUAUUAUAGGUGAUGAACACUACGUGAGUGCCACGGUGAGUGCGCACUUCUGAGGCAAGGAAGUCAAAAGUUGAUGUGCCGCCAUGAGUUAAAGUAAGAUAAAAGUUUUAUUUUCGUUUUCCUGUCACAAGACAAGAGGCGGUGGCCUAACUGGUGGAGUGGGUGAAGUCCGAAUAGCUCCUUUUACAAUAAAUCUAUAUGGAGAACAGACCAAUCAUGAGCCAUAACAGAACCUACGGCGUGGCCAACCCUGGCUUCAUAGCGACAGCGGAAACGGCACCAGCAAUGUUUGCCCCACCCGCCCCGGACUACUCAGCUGCCAGUGCUCCUCCAGCCAGCAUGUUUGAUAAUGUGCCCGGCUAUGAGGGGACCAUAGCUGGAGAUGGAGGUGGAUUUUUGCCACCUCCAAUGCCUGUCACACCUGUACAGCCACCACAACCUGGACCAGAGCAGCCACACUGGAACAUACCAUCUAUAACUGAAGAGACAGCCCGGGAUGCUUUUACACUGUACGCAUCCAGCAAGUGCUGCUACAGUAAAUCACCAGCAAAGGAUGGGGUCAUCACUAACAUGGAGGCCUUCAAUACAUACAGAUACAGAUUGGAAACAUUCACUGAAUCAAGAUCUACACAGUGGGCACACGAGCCGUAUCAUGGCCAGCCAGUUGAUGCAUUUGCCCAACCACCACCAGGACCGUGGGAUAUUCCUGCUCAAGCCCCAAGUUUUUUUCAGGAUUCCAAACAAGUUCUCAAGGUCCCAUAUACAUCAUCUGUAAAGCCAUGCCAUGCGUGUACGGGCAUGGGACGAAAACCUUGCAAAAACUGUGCGGGUAGUGGUAAUAAAGUUUGUUGGGUCUGCAAUGGAAGUGGUUUUCGCCAUGGAAAUGAUCGAUGCCAUUCCUGCAAUGGACGAGGACGAGACAAUUGCCACCACUGUCAUGGGAAUGGAUCAACGCAGUGUCCAACAUGCCAUGGGAAACAACAACUUCUGGUUUACAUCAACCUCACAAUAAAAUGGACAAACAAUUGUGAUGAUUACGUCGUAGAGCAGUCAAGUGGACUCCAGAUUUCCAACUUAAGCGAAGUGACUGGCAAGGAACUUUUCAGAGACUCCCAAUACUUGGUGUACCCUGUGAUGGGGUUUCCUGAUAUGUCUGUGGUCACUGCAGCACAGCGUCUUGUUGGUGAACAUAUGAACAGAUUCUCCCAAACAGCACGCAUCCUUCAACAAGUAACUGCCUUUUUUUACUACUGAUG
This is a messenger RNA of Boleophthalmus pectinirostris (great blue-spotted mudskipper), 1257 nucleotides long. It is a transcript of the gene ssuh2rs1, whose product is annotated as ssu-2 homolog, related sequence 1. The transcript is spliced from 13 exons. The record is from RefSeq and is a predicted model, not a curated record. Bases 200 to 1255 code for a protein of 351 amino acids. NCBI's taxonomy places the organism in Eukaryota, Metazoa, Chordata, Actinopteri, Gobiiformes, Gobiidae. Gene Ontology annotation, molecular function: heat shock protein binding.